AUGUUGGAAGCUAAGACUUUGAAGGUGCUGCUCGUGGGUCCGUCAUCGCAACUAAGGAUUUUGGCAGAAAGCACUGAAGAUGAUGAUAUUUUGAAGAUGCAGUACCUUAAGGAAUUCAGACUGUGCGCUUUUAAAGCGGUGCUAUUGAAUACUUGGACCAACAGCCUGAAAUGCAGCAAUUCAAUGAAGGGCAUUGAGGACUGGAACUUGGCACGGUGA
Sphaeroforma arctica JP610 is the source of this 219-nucleotide messenger RNA. RefSeq lists its product as hypothetical. The record is from RefSeq and is a predicted model, not a curated record. NCBI's taxonomy places the organism in Eukaryota, Ichthyosporea, Ichthyophonida. The coding region runs from base 1 to 219 and encodes 72 amino acids. The transcript has a single exon.